Messenger RNA from Plectropomus leopardus (leopard coralgrouper), 1663 nucleotides. Its product is annotated as eukaryotic translation initiation factor 5A-1. Gene Ontology annotation, molecular function: translation elongation factor activity; ribosome binding; RNA binding. The record is from RefSeq and is a predicted model, not a curated record. NCBI's taxonomy places the organism in Eukaryota, Metazoa, Chordata, Actinopteri, Perciformes, Serranidae. Gene Ontology annotation, biological process: positive regulation of translational elongation; positive regulation of translational termination.
GAGCUGGAUGAGGGAGAGACAGAGAAGGUGGAGUGUAGGCUACAGACAGCACAGACAUAGCGGGGUCCAGGGCUCUGAUUCUUCUCGGCCCGGUGGCUGACUUUAACGGUCCGUGUACCUCUCUACGAGGUAACCUGGAUCACAAAGCAGGGUCAGAAGAAAGGAGAGCGCAGGAAACAGGAAUGAAAGAGGAAUAAAAGAGACAGCUAAAGAGAAAAAAAGGAGCGACGUCGCAAGCGAGUCACCGAGGAGACAGACCCCCGGUCAGACGAGCACGGAAACACGGAGGCAAAGAGGAGGAGGAGGAAUUAAAGGGAAGAAAGGCUGAUAAAUAUCAAGAGAGAAGAGCUAUUAUCGCUAGGCAGGCAUGGCAGAUGCAGAGCUGGACUUCCAGACAGGUGAUGCCGGGGCAUCCGCCACCUACCCCAUGCAGUGCUCAGCCCUGCGCAAAAAUGGCUUUGUUGUCCUGAAAGGCCGACCCUGCAAGAUCGUCGAGAUGUCCACCUCCAAGACUGGCAAGCACGGCCACGCUAAGGUCCACCUGGUUGGUAUUGACAUCUUCUCUGGUAAGAAGUAUGAAGACAUCUGUCCCUCAACCCACAACAUGGACGUCCCCAACAUCAAGAGAAUGGAUUACCAGCUGAUUGGGAUCCAGGAUGGCUACCUGUCCCUGCUCCAGGACAGCGGGGAGGUGAGAGAGGACCUGAAGAUUCCCGAGGGAGACCUCGGCAAAGAGAUAGAGAGCAAGCAUGAAGCCGGAGAGGAGAUCCUGAUCACUGUUCUAAAUGCAAUGGAUGAAGAAGCUGCAAUUGGCAUCAAAGCCUUGGGUAAAUAAGCCACUGCAGGGGCAAUCGAGAUGCACUGGACCUGUGGGAAAAGGAGGGGAUAUUGCCUCGUCAAUGCUAUUCUCCCUCUUUUUUUCUUUCUUUUCGUCUUUGUUUUUCAUACUCUCUCUCCCUCACUCUGUUUUCUGACCCUCCUUCGGGUCCAAUUAGAACUUUAAUAAAUAAUUGGAAACGGUAAACAAACAUUCUCUAUGUACAUGCACACAUAACGAAACCACAUCUGAGUCUGGAACAGAUGUAAAUAGAUAAAAAAAAAAAGUCGGACGGUCUCUCACUAAUGAUUGAGUAGGUCUACAAAUAUUCAGUAGCUGCCUGCCAUCAGGGAAAAGGAAGGUGGUGAUAAUGUCACGUGUUUUUUUAUAUGUUCCCCUGUUUUAUGAAGGGCUUCAACUCUACAUCUGCAUUGUUCUGUUGCUUGUUCAGUGUGUGUGCCAUACGGGAUUGAAUACUAGGGUUUUCUGUGUGGCACUUUUAUUUUUGGAGAUCUGAACAAGCCCCUCCUGCUGGUUACUUUAUCACCUGUUCAUUAAAAAAGGUUACCAACAUGGCACACCAAGGUUCGGUUUCUUAUUGUUUCUUAACCCUGCUUCAAGAACAAAUUGUCAUCUCUUAAAAAAAAAGUCCAUCCGCUCCGCAGCGGUCCUCAGAGACACUGAUUGUGAGUGGGAUGUAAUUUGGCGUACUGCUGAACUUUGAGCGAUGAUUCAGGAGGCAGAUAAGUUUGGUAUCCUUACUUUGUGUUCAUACAGCAAAUCCAAACUGUGCAGAAUGUCUCCAUGGCCAAAAAAAAUAAAAAAAUAAAGAUGACACAAACUGUU